This is a messenger RNA of Miscanthus lutarioriparius, 1146 nucleotides long. NCBI's taxonomy places the organism in Eukaryota, Viridiplantae, Streptophyta, Magnoliopsida, Poales, Poaceae. The record is from the annotation of a GenBank genome assembly.
AUGGCUUCCCCCGCGCUCGGAUCUCAGGUGGCCGCCGCAGCCUCGGUGCCCGUCGGUUCGGACUGUGUCUUCAAGGGCACCGCGCUCAAGGGUAACACUAAUCUAACCUUCCGGAGCAAACCAUGCAUUGGGAUGACAUUAGCAUGGAAAAACAAAGCCCAGCAAUCACGACAUCUGAACAAGGUCUUCUGCAUGUCUGUUCAACAAGCAAGCAGAAGCAAAGUUGCUGUUAAUCCCGUUGAGCUGGAGAAUGCAAAGGAGCCACCACUCAACUUAUACAAACCAAAGGAACCUUACACGGCCACAAUUGUCUCAGUUGAGAGGAUUGUAGGACCCAAAGCUCCAGGUGAAACAUGCCAUAUUGUCAUUGAUCAUGGUGGCAAUGUUCCAUACUGGGAAGGACAGAGUUAUGGUGUCAUUCCUCCAGGAGAGAAUCCAAAAAAACCUGGAUCUCCAAAUACUGUUAGGCUCUAUUCAAUUGCUUCUACAAGAUAUGGUGAUUCUUUUGAUGGAAAGACAACAAGCUUAUGUGUUCGUCGUGCUGUUUAUUAUGAUCCUGAAACUGGAGAGGAAGACCCCUCAAAGAAUGGUAUCUGCAGUAACUUCCUGUGUGACUCAAAACCAGGGGACAAAGUUCAGAUCACAGGCCCCUCAGGCAAAAUAAUGCUUCUUCCCGAGGAUGAUCCAAAUGCGACUCAUAUAAUGAUUGCCACAGGGACUGGUGUUGCUCCUUACCGUGGCUACCUACGUCGUAUGUUCAUGGAAGAUGUCCCAACUUUCAAAUUCAGUGGUCUGGCCUGGCUCUUCCUAGGCGUGGCUAACUCUGACAGCAUUCUCUAUGAUGAAGAGUUCACAAACUACCUUCAGCAGUAUCCAGACAAUUUCAGGUAUGACAAAGCACUAAGCAGGGAGCAGAAGAACAAGAAUGGUGGCAAGAUGUACGUGCAGGACAAGAUUGAGGAGUACAGCGAUGAAAUCUUCAAGCUGCUAGAUGGCGGUGCGCACAUCUACUUCUGCGGUUUGAAGGGGAUGAUGCCAGGGAUCCAGGACACGCUCAAGAGGGUGGCUGAGCAAAGAGGUGAUAGUUGGGACCAGAAGCUGUCACAGCUGAAAAAGAACAAGCAGUGGCACGUGGAGGUUUACUAG